GGUCAUGGUGGCGGCAACGCGCACGACCCUCAACUCAACCGGGCCAAGGGCCACAAACGGCGAGGUGGCGGACAAGAAAAGAUUAUGGCCCAUGCUGUCCUUUUUUUCCGCGGGGUGGCGGACAAGCAGAGCGGAGUGAGAGACUGAAGUGGGGAACAAUGGCGCUGGAAAUCGGCGGCGACGCCAAGAGGCCGCGGCUGCCGGCGGCAGCGGUAGACCACCUCUCGGCGCUGCCGGAGCCGCUGCAGCUGCGCAUCCUCUCCUUCCUCCCGCUCAGGUCCGCCAUCCUCGCCUCGUCCCUCUCCCGCGCCUGGCGCGGCCUCUGGGCGCGCCGCUGGGAGGACGACGGGAACCCUUCCCCCUCCCUCCACCACCACCUCCGCCCGCACUCCACCCCCUCUUCCAACAAGCUCCUCGAGGCCCUCGAGCUGCGCCAGUUCCAGGGCCGGCGCGGGCGAAUCGACCGCUACUCCCUCGUCGUGGACACCCUCGCGAUGCGCGCCCGCGGGCUCGACCGCUACUACCUCGUCGUGGACACCCUCGCGAUGCGCGCCCGCGGGCUCGACCGCUACCUCGCCGCCGCCGUCCGCUGCGGCGUCGAGCUGCGGAGGACGCGUCCGGCGGACACGCCCCUCCUCUUCCACUUCCCGGCGGGGGCCGGACCCGCCCUCGCGCGCCUCUCGCUGCGGGGCAUCGGGGUCUCCGGCCUCCAAGGCAGGGCCGCCCGGCCCUGCGCCGCCCUCGAGGCUGUCCUCCUCCACUCCGUCCGCCUCGACGAUAGGGACCUGGCGAGGAUGCUGGCGUUGUGCCCCCGUCUCCGCGUCCUCGGCCUGUGCUCCUGCACGGGCAUCAGUCGUGUCGUCGUGAUGGCAGUGAUGGGGCUCACCAGCCUCAGGAGCGUCACCAUCGUAGACUGCACCUGCCUCAUCGGGGUGGACUUCACGGUGGUCUCUAGCCUCCGGUCCUUUCGCUACAGCGGUGGUUGUUUCUUCUAUCUGCCCGGCGACGCCUUGUUCGCCGACAUCGACAUCCGUUUCGGCGUCAAGAAAAGCCGCAAUGUCCUCAUCUGCCAGAAGGUGUUCAGUGAGUGAUUCGAAAGCCGCAUUUGCUCAAAACUCGCUACCCUCACCAUCUGCAGCAAUGUCCUCUUUGUUGUGUCUUCCUUGCUUAAUGCAACCUCACAUGACGAAUCGACCAAGAUGGGGGGCGACUUAUUUCAAAGCAUGACGGAACUACAAUUGCUUAUGUUUGAAAUGAAGGCCCCUGAGCUUGCAAACAUCUACGUGUUCCUCAAAAAGAGCGGCUAUUCUCUAAUCUAGAGCGGCUAUUUGUGCAGCUCCCUAUUGCCCCCCGCGAGCCCUUUGUGGAUUUGUUUGACUAUGUGGGUUAGAGCUGCCACCGGAUGUUUUGGAAAACCUCGAGAUGGUCAAGAUUAUGAAUUUCAGUUGGAACCACUUUGAGCUGCAGCUGGUGUGUUUUUGUUGAGAAAGGCUAGCUCUCUUCGUAAACUGCUACUGAUCACUCCCAGUUUGGUGCCAUUGCACAUGCCUGGUAUUCAGAAGGCAGACCUUUUGUUUCUUGCAGAAGCUGUGGCGAAUGGAAAAGUAAUUCUCAGUGUGUCUGACGAUGCGGCAACCCAGCCAUUUCAUUCAGAUGUCUCUGCCGACUUUUAGUUGCUAGUCAGAAGUGGAAUUAUGGCCCUAUAGCUUGUAAUGUUUUCGCCCGACCUGCCUUUGGAGGCUUUCUGACUGUCGUGAGAAAGUAAAUUUGUAUGCUACAAGGAUUAGCAUGACAUAUUUUGGUAUUGAUCGUAGCAAGCUAAUAAUGAUGCAGCUCAUCAGGCUAAUAUAUUCUAGAGAUAUCUAUAUUCUACAGGGACUACUGCUGGAGAGGACAAUAGAUCUACUGGAGUGCUGUCAUUCGCAAUUUAUAAAAUUAAAGCCUGCCCUUGGGUCAUGAGUGGUUCGCAUUUUUACAGAGUUCCCACUUGCAAGUGCCCUUGGAAGGAAUGAUCAAUAGUGGUGUGAUGUCUGUUGUCAUGCAUUUUUCUUGUGAUGUAGUGGCGUGGAAGGAAUGUUCGCCGGAAGUGAGGCUGUAUUACUAGAGGUGGUGUGGUGUCGUGCAAUUCAGGCCAUGUUAUUAGGCUUGGUUCAAGACUGGGGAGUCAAGAUCUAUACUUUGGUUUAUCUUUUGAUAUUUCUCUAUGCUGUUUUGUAUAGUCAACAAUUGAGAUUCCCUGUUUUUCAUUGAUCAUAUUAUGGUUGAGUUUGUUUCGUAAGAAACCUCCUUGCUCUUUCAGAUAUUGUUUGCUACAUAUCCUGCAACCUUGCUAUAUAUUGCCCACGCUGUAGGUAUGAACUAUUUGUUGCAUAUUCAUUUUGUCUGGAGGACUCAAUACUGUCGGUGAACUAUAUGUCUUGUGAUUUGUUUCAGCUGAACUGCUCUAAGGGACAAAUUAUGCUUUAAGUCAAGUUGUGGUGUUAAACAUAAUUUUUAAGCUGCUAGAUUAUACCAAAAGACACCAUUGCCUUGUAUUACUGAUUUAGUUGUUCUAUUGAGACUUAUACCUUCUGCUUUGCUUCUUUAGUUUUCCCUGUAUCAAAUCAAUGUCCCUUCCCUUCCUUUUUAGGCUGUUUUCUUUUAGCAAUUCCAAAACACCUUUAUCAUGUGCAUACUACUGUUAACUUGUCAUGACUCAUACUGCAGUUAACAUCAUGUUUCUUUCUCUCUCUUUUUUGUCAUCGAUUAAUAGGAGAAACAUUUUGGAGGAAAGUGGCCGGCGAAUCACGAUUAACAGGAGAAACAUUUUGUAGGAAAGUGGCCGAGGAAUCUACACUAGAUAAGGUUAAUGCCAUGAAGGUAAUCUACACUAGGAGAAACAUUAUGAUGUACGGUCACUCGAGGCCACUGUUGUGGUUGAUGAGUUCCAGUUCAAGCAGCUUGGUAAUUUCCGAUCCUGCGGGGGUUCCUUCUUCUGUGUAUCUCUUGAUGCAACUCGAUUGACCACAGCCGUGCAGUGCUUAAUUUGUUCCAUCCAGGUUACUUUGCUAUGGACACUGAUUGUCACCCUGUGUCAUUCUUAUGGCAAGGUGGGACCCAAGUGAACCGUAGAAAAGCUUGGAUUCUGUUUGCUUGUAGGGAGAAAUUUAGAAACGUAGUGAUGCCAUACAACACACCAAUGGCCAAAACGCCUUUUGUGGUUAUUGUUACAUAGUAGCCUUUUUGUUGUAGUAGUUGCAAACAGGGUUCUUCGUGGAAGGAAGAAAAAAAUGAUGUCCAUGUUGGUUAUGGUUCAGCGAAUAUCCAGUCCAGUGCACUGAGCUUGCAGACAUCUAUGUGUUCCUCAAGAAUAGUGGCAGUUCUAAUCUAGAUUUCUUCUCCAUUCUUGAUUAGACAUAUAUGAUCAGAUUUGCCUUGAUUUAAUAUCCAUUCUUGAUUAUUAUAGCUUCGUAUUUCUUCUCCGAUAUUUGGGUUUUGUUCGGCCAACUUGUUCUAUUUAUCUUGCAAUGGAAAGAGGUGCUUUGGAAUGGGUUCG
Molecule: messenger RNA, 3535 nt
Organism: Triticum aestivum (bread wheat)
Lineage: Eukaryota; Viridiplantae; Streptophyta; Magnoliopsida; Poales; Poaceae
Exons: 4
Coding region: 159-1091 (310 amino acids)
Molecular function (GO): protein binding
Source: RefSeq, a predicted model, not a curated record